This is a messenger RNA of Linnemannia hyalina, 16641 nucleotides long. NCBI's taxonomy places the organism in Eukaryota, Fungi, Mortierellomycota, Mortierellomycetes, Mortierellales, Mortierellaceae. The record is from the annotation of a GenBank genome assembly.
AUGGCUUCCUCUACUAUUCACGACCCACUCAGCAUGGACCUGUCUGCGGCAACAACAGACCUGCUCGAGUUUCUUGAUACCCAGACUUAUAUCAAACUCACCGACAAGAUACUGUCGCCCCUCCAGCGCCACGCACUCACCGUCUUUGCCGACGGGACCAAGGUCCUGACCCGCCAGGAGACCGGUCAGGUCCUCAACAUUCUGUCGAACUUGCUUAAGAACGAACACCUUGCCUGCAAGGUUGUUCAGCUCUUCCGGCCAAUUCUCCUCGAUUUGGUUGCUCGUUGGCUUGUCUCCGACCCAGCGUCGUCACCCCUUUUAGAUCAGACUCAGCAGAUGUCCGACAACAACAGCCUUGCCGAUCAUAACAGGAAUUCGCAGCAGGAUCUCGAGAGCAUGGCUAGAGCAUUCGCGCUCAUCCUCCCUAUUGUCCCACAAGUGAAAAGCUUCGCUGUGAGACUCUUCUCUCAAUAUCCCUCACCAUUGGAAUGGCUCAACACACUCACAGAAAGCGAUCUUAACGCACCCUCAGAGGCCGUAACGAAACGAGCCCAGGACACUUUGAUGACUUGCUUCCGCCUUUUGAACUUUUCACAACCGACCUUCGGAUCACUUUGGGACUGGACACCACUCUAUAACUUGCUCUCAUUCAACGACGAGGCACUGAAGUACCUUGCUAUCCGCUGCCUCGCCAUUGUUCUCGACAUCAGGGAUGACCAGAUUGGAUCCGCCUUGAAGGUUCACCUUGCAGAGGGAACCGACAUUAGCUGGAUCGUUGGUUCUCAAAAAUACAAAGCAGACUUGCUCACCUUGAUGGAGCAGGACCGCAUCUCGACCGAACAGCUCGCACUCUUUGGAAACACAGCAGUCGUGGAAUCAAAGGAUCCAUACAGGAGACUUACAGCUGAGGAUCUCUCACCACUCACCGUCAAUCUCUGUGGAGUCCUCCUCCCCAGAUCCACCAGCCCACAGCACGAGCAGUCAACUUUGCCAGAACACAAGCUUGUUUUGACAGAAACAACAAAGCAUAACCUCCAUUCCAUCGGCCUUGCUCUCUCCAUCGGUGCCCCAGUCUUGCUCGAGGGUGUCACCGGCGCAGGAAAGACGGCCCUUGUCGAGGAGGUUGCCCGAGUCACCGGUCGCGAUGACUUGGUCAAGAUUCAUUUGGGAGACCAGACGGAUUCAAAAGUGCUUUUGGGAACAUAUGUGUCGACCUCCAAGCCAGGAUCUUUCAAGUGGCAGGCUGGAGUUCUCACAACUGCCGUCAGGGAUGGAAAGUGGCUGUUGAUCGAGGAUAUCGACCUUGCUCCUAUGGAGGUUCUCUCGGUCCUCCUGCCUUUGCUCGAAUCCAGGACCCUCUUUAUCCCCAGCCGAGGCGAGAAGAUCCCCGCCAGCGAGGAUUUCCAACUCUUUGCCACCAAAUCGAUGAUCCCUACCCGUUCGGGACGUAUGAUGGCGCGUAAUGUGAGCGGGACAGACGGAAGCAUCGGAGCCAACCUCUGGACCCGAGUUCAGGUCAACUCCCUCUCUCACGAGGAGUUGUCGCAGAUCAUCCACGAGCGCUUCCAAGACCUUGGCGACCAAGUGUUGCCCAAUCUGAUUAUGACAGUCUUCCAGAGCAUCGCCAUCACCUUUGCAUCAUCCGAGUUCUCUACAUCACAGUCCAUGGUCUCACGCACAAUCUCACCCCGUGAUCUCAUGAAGUGGUGCACUCGUAUCGACACUCUCAUCAAGGCCAAGGGCGGGUACAUGGCACUCGGCAACCUGAUCAGUUCAAAGCGAGGAGUCGACCCCGCCAUCUUGCAGGAUCUCUUCUCGGAGGCCGUCGAUUGCUUCUGUUCCAUGAUUGCCGAGUAUGACGUCUGGGAAAAGGUGCUUAUCCGCCUUGGAGCUGCUCUCACGAUACCGGAGCAAAUGGUUCGCCAUUACAUCAACACCUAUACGCCCGAGUUGGAUGACCGGAAUCCCGACAGGAUCACCAUCGGUCGUGUGACCCUUCCUAUCCUCACCGUAGAGCAGGGAGGAUCCCGGAAAAAGAACAAGCGUUCGGAUUUCGCCAAGACCGCCCAUGCUGCCAAGUUGAUGGAACGGAUCGCCGUUUCGGUUCACUUGAACGAGCCUGUCUUGCUUGUCGGAGAGACCGGAACAGGAAAGACGACGGUGGUUCAACACCUCGCCAGUCUUUUGAACCACAACUUGACCGUCAUCAACCUUUCUCAACAGUCGGAUUCUUCAGAUUUGCUCGGAGGAUUCAAGCCAGUGGAUGUCAAGGUGUUGGCUGUGCCGCUCAAAAACACGUUCGACGACCUCUUUUGCAGGACAUUCUCCAGGAAAAAGAACCAGCAGUUCAUCAACCUUGUCGAUAAGUACUACCUUCACAGCAAGUGGGAUGCGCUCAUCAAGACCUGGUCCAAGUCGAUCGAAAUGGCCGAGGCCAAGUUCGACACCUCCAAGCAGACUGCCGACGGCGAAUCUGUUACUUCCAAGAAGUUCUCCCCUACGCUGAAGAAAGACUGGCAGACGUUCGCCGACCAACUCUCGACCCUCAAGGAGACCUACUCUGCCUCAUCCGCGAAGUUCGUGUUCUCGUUCCUGGAGGGAGCCCUCGUCAAGGCCGUCCGCCGCGGAGACUGGAUUCUUUUGGACGAAAUCAACUUGGCUUCAACGGAGACUCUGGAAUCACUCAGUGGAUUGUUGCAGGACGAAAAUGGCAGUAUUCUGUUGGCUGAGCGUGGUGAUUCGGAACCUGUCGUACGCCACAAGAACUUCAGGGUGUUUGCCUGUAUGAACCCCGCUACCGAUGUCGGCAAGAAGGACCUUCCCCCCGGCCUCCGAAACCGAUUCACAGAGUUCUAUGUCCACCCACCAGAUGCCAGACGAGAGGAUUUGCUGGAGAUCAUCAAAAAGUACCUGGAGGGUGCCGCCAUUGGAGACCAGCGUGCCAUGAUCGACAUUGCCGACUUUUACAUGGCUGUCAAGGCUCUGAGCAACGCCCACAAGUUGGCUGACGGUGCUGGUCAAAGACCUCACUUCUCUAUGAGAACUUUGACUCGCGCACUGCAGUUCGUCCGCGAGAUUGUCACCACCUACGGAUUGCGACGAUCGAUGUACGAGGCCUUCAGCAUGACGUUCCUGACUCAGCUGAGCAAGGAGAGUGAGCGCGUUGUCCAGGCUCUGGUCGAGAAACAUUUACUCAAUGGCGUCAGGAACCCCCGUUCGGUCAUCUCUCAGAUUCCCCGCCGGCCCGAGUCCAGCGAAGGCAAGGAGAUGAUCCAGUUUGGCCACUUCUGGCUUCAAUGCGGUUCCCACCCUGUUCGCGAUGAUGGUCAGUACAUCUUGACCUCCUCCGUCGAACACAACCUCAACAACCUUUCGCGUGUUGUCAUGACAAGACGCUUCCCCAUCCUGAUCCAAGGUCCCACCUCUGCCGGAAAGACCUCGAUGAUCGAGUACCUCGCCCACCGAUUGGGCCACAAGUUUGUCCGUAUCAACAACCACGAACACACCGAUUUGCAGGAAUACAUCGGAACCUACAUUUCCAACACGGAGGGCCAGCUGGUCUUCCAGGAGGGUGUUUUGGUAGAGGCUCUCAAGAAUGGAUACUGGAUCGUACUGGAUGAGUUGAACUUGGCCCCUAGUGAUGUUCUUGAGGCGCUCAACCGUCUUUUGGACGAUAACCGAGAGCUGGUCAUCCCCGAGACUGGCGAGAUUGUCAAGCCCCACCCUGACUUUAUGCUCUUCGCCACCCAGAACCCCGCCGGAAUGUACGGAGGACGUAAGCAGCUCUCGCGCGCGUUCCGAAACCGUUUCUUGGAGCUGUUCUUUGACGAGAUCCCCGAGAACGAGCUCGAGACCAUUCUCUCCCAGCGCUGCACUAUGGCGCCCAGCUACUGCAAGCGCUUGGUCGAGGUCUACAAGAAGCUGAUGGCACGUCGCCAGACCACCCGUCUGUUCGAGCAAGGACAUGGAUUCAUUACUCUUCGUGAUCUUUUCCGUUGGGCAGGCCGUGGCGCUAACAGCUACGAGGAGUUGGCCAUGGACGGCUACAUGAUCUUGGCUGAGAGGUGCCGUAAGGACGAGGAGCGCGUUGUCGUCAAGGAGGUCCUGGAGGAGGUCAUGAGGAGCACGAUUGAUCAGGACAAGAUGUACAACUGCCCUGAGGUCCACGAAUACAUUGAGCGUUUCCAUGGCGGUCGAGAGAACGUUGUCUGGACCAAGGCUAUGAAGCGUCUCUUCACUCUUGUGAGUCGCUGUCUUAAGAACAACGAGCCUGUCCUGCUCGUCGGAGAGACUGGAUGCGGAAAGACAACGGUCUGUCAAAUGUUGUCCGAGUACCUCGGCCUCGAGUUGGUCAUUGUCAACUGUCACCAAAAUACCGAGACGGCCGAUCUUCUUGGAGGACAGAGACCCGUUCGUAACAACCAGAGUUUGGUCGCAGCCACCAAGAUCGAGAUUGCCAAGUUCCUUGCCGAUGCUGGCGCCGAGUUCACCUUUGUCCCCGAGGAAGCCGACUUGGAUGUCUUUGUCUCUGCUUUCGAGAACUGCGUCAAGACCAACCAGAUGGAGUCUAAGACGCUGGAGGAUGGCACCGAGCUUAUCACCGUCAUCACCGAGCUUCGCAGAACGUACCGUCAAGCUACCACCCUUUUCGAGUGGCACGACGGUCCCUUGGUGCAGUCGAUGAAGGAGGGUCAUCUGUUCCUGUUAGAUGAGAUCUCCUUGGCUGACGAUUCGGUCCUGGAGCGUCUCAACAGUGUCCUUGAGCCCCAGCGUCUUUUGGUUCUGGCCGAGAAGGGAGGCAAGACGGUCGAGGUCAUGAACGGUGCCCCCAACUUCCAGUUCUUGGCCACCAUGAACCCUGGAGGCGACUAUGGUAAAAAGGAGCUGUCGCCCGCUCUUCGCAACCGUUUCACCGAAAUCUGGGUCCCUGCCGUUACCGAUCGCGAGGAUCUGGUCAAAAUUAUCGAGGAGCAGAUCACGUACAAGAACGAGAUGACCGGAUUCGCGGACCGAAUUCUCGACUUUGUUGCCUGGUUCACCCAUGAGCUUGGCAAGAGCCGCGUCGUUGUCAGUCUGAGAGAUAUUCUGGCCUGGGUCCGGUUCAUGAACGAGCUGAUGGCCAAGGGUCUGCUGAGUCCCGAGGAGGCCUUUGUCCACGGAGGAAGUCUGGUGUUGCUCGAUGGUCUUGGAUCCAACGCUUCUGCAGGAGGUGCUUCUCUCACUGGCGAUCUCCUGAAGGAGUUCCGUCUUCGUUCUCUGGCUGCCCUGAGCAAGAACGACGAUGUUAUCCACCUUGGCGAGGCUGCCGUUUUCGCCGAGGGCACCGGUACUGUCAAGAACGACAGCCAGGAAUUCGGUAUCACUCCCUUUUUCAUCAAGAAGGGAGAGCUCGAGAACCAAAAGAUCAAGUUCACUCUCCUAGCGCCGACCACCACCGACAACGCCAUGCGCGUCCUUCGUGCCUUGCAGCUCCGAAAGCCUAUUCUUCUGGAAGGUUCCCCCGGUGUGGGCAAGACGUCCCUUGUCGCUGCCCUCGCUACCGCUUCCGCCCACAACCUUGUCAGGAUCAACUUGUCCGAGCAGACGGAUUUGAUGGAUCUGUUUGGUUCGGAUCUUCCCGUCGAGGGAGGAAACAGCGGAGAGUUUGCCUGGAGAGACGCCCCUUUCCUUCAGGCCAUGAAGAACGGCGACUGGGUCUUGUUGGAUGAGAUCAACUUGGCCAGCCAGAGUGUUCUCGAGGGUCUCAACUCUUGUCUCGACCACCGUGGUUCCGUUUACAUCCCCGAACUGGACAGGACCUUUGCCUGCGACAUGAACUUCCGCGUCUUUGCUGCUCAGAACCCCUUGCAGCAGGGAGGUGGACGUAAGGGUCUCCCCAAGUCCUUUGUCAACCGUUUCACCCAGGUCUUUGUGGAGCAGCUGACGGACGGCGAUAUCCUUUUCAUCUGCAAGCACCUCUUCCCUCAAGUUGAAGAUUCGAUGCUCCAAAAGAUGAUCGACUUCAACUACCAAAUGUUCGAGGAGACCAUGGUCAAGCUCAGCUUCGGUCGCAAGGGAAGCCCCUGGGAGUUCAACUUGCGCGAUGUCUUCCGCUGGAUGGAGUUGAUGACCUUGCCUGAUCAUGGACUCGGAUACAACCACGACCCAUCUGAGCAUUUUGAUCUUAUCUACCUGCAGCGCAUGAGAACCGAGGAGGAUCGCGUCGCUACCACCGCGUUGUUCGAGAAGAUUUUCGGCCAGCCCUACACUCGCAGCAAGUCGCCCUACUACCACAUGGAUGACAAGCACAUGCAGGUCGGACACUCGCUCUUGCCACGUCGGCACGGUGACACCACCAACGUCCUCGGCAAGGACCUCCAUCUUUUGCAGUCAUUGUUGGCGCCCCUUGAGGGUCUGAUGAAAUGCGUGGAGGUCAACUGGAUGGCCAUCUUGACCGGACCUGCCUCCAGCGGCAAGACCUCGAUCGUCCGUCUAUUGGCCAACUUGACCGGCAACAAGCUGGAAGAGUUCUCCAUGAACUCUGGUGUCGAUACAAUGGAGUUGUUGGGAGGAUUCGAGCAGGUCGAUAUUGCUCGUCACCAGGAGCACAUCAUGUUGGGCCUUUCUCGCCUUGCCAGCCGCGUCUCUCGCGAGAUGAUCCUGAUUAAGAGCCCCAGCCAAGCUAACCCUGUCGCCUACGCCCGCGAGAUCAGCCAGAGUCUCUACCUUUUGCACUCGCAAGACAGGUUCGCUAAACGCAACACCUUCGAGCGUCACCAAGCUGACGACCGCGUCAUGCGCAACAACGCCAUCGAGUCACUCUUGAAUCAGCUCCGUUACUUGGUUCAGGAGUUCAAGCUGGACCUUGACAAAGAGAUCGAGGAGCUCGACGAAAAGUUCAAGGUUCUGCGCGGUCUCGAGGUCACCUCGGUCAGUGGUCGGUUCGAGUGGAUUGAUGGAUCUCUCAUCAACGCUCUGGAGCACGGUCAUUGGCUUUUGAUUGACAAUGCCAACUUAAGCAACCCCUCAGUCUUGGAUCGUCUCAACUCGUUGAUGGAGCCCAACGGUACGUUGAUGGUUAACGAGCGCGGUUUGGUUGACGGCGAGGUCAAGAUUAUCCGCCCUCACCCCAACUUCAGGAUCUUCAUGACUGUCGAUCCCCGUUACGGAGAGUUGUCCCGCGCCAUGAGAAACCGUGGUGUCGAGAUCACGCUGGUUGAUGCCGAAUGGAUCAACAACAGCCAGGACUCGCUCAAGAUAGCCAACACCCUGGGCGUUCGUGGAAAAGGCGUGCCAACGAUGAUCAGCCAGAUCCACCACUACAUCAGGAACUACUACAAGUUGACGAUGCCCUGGAAGACCGUCCACGCCAAGGAUAUGUUGCUCUACACCCGCUUCAUUGUCGAGCGUCUUCAGAGAGGCGAGCCCCUUGAGAUGGCCCUCCGUCAUGGUGUCCAGCAGGUUUAUACCCUCGAGGGGGAGAACCAGCUCGAGCUGCCCACAACCGAGACUUUGGAAGCACCUUCGUUUGUCCUGGAGCCUAGUGCCGGGAAUUCGUUGUCCGUGACCAAUUGCCCUCAUCUUCUCGAGGGACGCAUGUUUGCUCAGGAAUCCAAGUUGGCAACCGUCUCGCUGCAUGGAUCGUACCUGAUGUACCUCCUUCUUUUGGACACACCGGCUGCUCUGACCUGGACUGCCGCACACUAUUUCUUGGAGACGACCUCUAUCCAUGACGCGGACCUUCGCAAGACCUGGAUCCAGAGCUUGUUGGAGACCCGUGACUUGGAGGAUGACAGCAGAGCCCAAGCCCUGAUGGCUGAUCAUAUCUUGACGCAGCUGUCUCAGAGUGCUCUGCUUGCCCGCCUUGCUGACCUCAAGGCAUCCUUGGCUUCAAGACUCGACUUGAACACUCACCUUAUGGCUACUCAGCCUGCGGAUAUGAGAUUGAACCCCGACUUGUUCUGGGCAAUUGACAGACUCUGCCAAUCCGACGAGUUGGCCCAGGAGGAAUGGCUGGAGUACCAGGCGAUCGCUCGUCUGGUCACUCUUUUCAUCCGCGUCAAGAAGCUCGACUACCUUGAGGAGAAGGUCUAUGCUCAGGCACGCGGAAAGAAGCCCAGCACGGUCCAGAUCUCGUAUCUCUACCAGCGCAAACUCUGGGACAAGCCUCUGCAGCACCAAGUCGUUGCCGAGAUCAGCCCCUGUCUGAAUGCCAUCAAGACCAUUGUCACCCAAUGGAUCUCAGACCUGAAUGGACUGAGUGACGAGAAUGCCGCCAAACUUCACUUGUUCCUUGACAAGCGUGACAUGGUCUGGGAAGUUGUUCAGGAGCCCACGGUCAAUGUCGGCGAGCUCAUGAUUUUGGUCAAGAUGAUGACCGAGUCGGGUGAGUUCUUGCUCUCUAUGGCGCCCGAGUUCUUUGGUCCCUUGUUCAGGAGCUUGGACAUCAUGACUGAGGCCAUGGUCCUCACCACCGGAACACUGAUGAAGAGUCUUUGGAGACGUCUUCAUCCUUCCGUCCUGGCCUCUCAAGAGCUUGUCCAAGUCGAGGAAGAGUUGUUGGCCAUCGCUUCAAGCAUCGAUGUUUGGUCUGAUGAGGCUCUUUUGGACAAGGAUGUCUUGGCAAAGGCUAGAGCCAUUGGCAGCAUGCCCGAGUUCAAGGACACCCUUGUUGAUGCCAUUGCCACCUUGUACUUUGUCGACCAAAGCCCUGAGAACGGAGCCGUCUUGCUGAAGACUAUCAAGCAUGUCCCUGCCCAUUUGCAAAAGCAAAUUGAGGGUGUGCGGAAGCAGCAGGAGGGAUUCCCCAAGGUCAAGUCUGCUACCAACCAACAGGCCGCGGAUUUCAUGUACCCUAUCAUGGACUUCUCGAGCUCUGUGACAGAGAUGGCUUUGUUGGCCAAGCUCCAGCAGGCUUUGCCCAAGGGCGUCCAGCUCUCUAGCGCUGUUCUUGAUGAGAUCCGUUCCCUGCACGAAUUCUCACUCAAGAGCACCACACGCUCAGCGACCGACUUUGUUCCCCACAAGCGAUUGAUCUGGGUCUUUGAUUCAGAUACCAAGGGUGUGAAUGAAAACACCCAGGCUGUCUAUAAUCGUUUGGUUCAGGAUGUCUUGCACAACUGGCACGGACGCCUCUGGCACAAUGCCUACAAGGAUGCCAAGUUUGAUUCCUAUGGAGGCAAGGUGUUCAAGGAGGAUGUCCGCGAGUACCCAGCUAUCCAAGGACCUGCCAAGUUGUUCCAGAGCGUGGACACGAUCGCCUAUUUCAACUACUUGACCACACUCCCCAAAGCGGCUAUCAGCUCUAUGGAUGCUCAGCUGGAGCAGACUCGCUCGCUUGUUGCCCAUCAGGCCCGUAGCUCGAAGCGCACCAACCGCGUUGCCGCGUCCUUGAUCAACUUGAUCGCCUCCAUCUGCUUGGUUUUGGAUGUGAUUGUUCAGGUUCACUCAGAGAUUGACUUCUCUGCGCAACGCCAGGCUCUGGAUUCGUUGGUUGCUACUCUCAGCACUACCACUCGCCAGGGCCAUGCCUUUGAGGCCGAUCUGUCGACCCUGUUGCAGUUCAACCAGAGCACUGUCUCGCUCAAGCCCUCCUCCGUCGGUCGCCAUCUCGCCCUCUCGAUCUCCCACCUGGUUCAUUCUAUUCAGUUCUACCAGAUCAUCGGUGACAACGAGAUUCAGCUCCAGAGCCACCACGGCAAGGCCUGGGUUCACAUCGGACUGACCUUCAUGGCCCUCUAUGUCCCCGACUACUCCUUGGAUCCCACAGCCAAGCCCCGCCUCAUGCUCCAUGCCCUUCGUAUGAAGCAAGAGGAACUCCAGUCUGAGAUUAAGGUCCGUCAGGAUAUCGAGGCUUCCUUCACCGGAUCGCAGGAGAACGUUGUUAUUCUGGAGAAGAUCAAGGAGUUAGCUCGCGUCGAGUACGAGAUUGAGCACUUUGCGUUGGAUGUUGCCCUUCGUCCCGCAAAGUCUCAGCUCGAGGAGUUGUUCAAGCAAGUUUGGCAAAUUCAGAAGGCUGCCGUCAACGUUGAUUCGAUCUCUACUCUUCUGGAGAAGGUCGAGACCAUCAAGGACGGCUCCCAGUUUGACCAAGAGAAGCUGUUCCAGGACAUCACCCACGAGUUCAUUCGUCGCAACGGCCAAAAGUUCCGUGCCUACCGCGAUAUUCUGCAGCCCUUGGUUGUCGCUGUCUACCAGGUCAAGUUUGGAGUCCGUCUCAUUGCCUCCGCCAACGCCUUGGCCGAUCAUCAGGACCGCGAUGCCUUGGAGUCCAUUGUCACGUGCUUGGUUCGCGUCCCUGACUACCACGUCGAGAACUCGGACAAGAUGGACUCGCUUCAUGUCGUGACCCAGCCUGCAACCCUUGCGGUUGUCAAGCGCACCGUCUUCGACAAGGAUGUCGUGUCGAAGCCCUGGUCGUUCUACCUCAAGUACCUCAUCACUGCUCUUCAACAUCAGCGUCGUGAAGUUGCUGCCACUGGUAUCCUCAACAAGGCCUCCAUCGAUACCCUCGACAACCUCUUUGCCGAGGUCACUAAUAUUUGGACCAAGGGAGAGGAACAUGCUGCAAAGAUGGCGAUUGAGCAAGAGUCGCUCUACAAGCAGCGUGUCAACAAGUACGAGGGAAUGGAUGAUGAUGCUAUCGAUGAGGCCACCUUCAAGGAGAUGUUCCCCGAUUUCGCCGACGACUUCAAGGCGCCGGACGAGAGCAUGACCAUUCCUGACGAUGAGGCCAAGGAAGCUGCCGCCCCGGCGGUCGAAGAGAAGACUUUUGACGAGAAGGAUGUCACCCUGAUCGGAAAGCUUCACAAGACCGUCUUCAGCGGCGCCGAGCUCGACAGGUGCUCGGGCCAAGUCAUGAACGCACAGGAGCGUCGCUCUCUCAUCUGGGCCUGGUACAACCGUGCCUCCGAGUUGGCUGAUGUCAGCGAGUGCGCCUUUGGACAUCAACUGGAUGCUGCCUCCCAGGGUGCUCACCUUCUCUCGAGUGCUUUGAUGGAGGACUGGCUGACCGGCAAGGACAACAACUACUGGUCUUCGGAGCCCACCUACGAUUUCUACAAGGAUCAGCGUGUUGCCGAGGUCGUCAGAAUCGUCCCUAUUCUGCAGAAGCUCCGUAACCGCCUCGAGGGCAUUCUCUCCGUUUGGUCUGAGCACGCCAUCCUCGAGUCCCUGAUCGAGUUCUGCGACAAGCUCCUCGUCUUCCCCAUGGACUCGCCCGUGGCCAAGAUUCUUGCUGGAAUUGAGGUCCUUUUGCUCAAGACGGAAGACUGGCAGAUCAACGCCAGUCGCGAAUACUCUGUCCUGGAGAACCAAGACGAGCUCAAGGUCUUGAUUAUCUCCUGGAGACAACUGGAGCUGACAUGUUGGCCCAAGCUGUUGGAGAUCCAAGACAAGAACCAAGCAGAGAGCGUCUUCUCCUGGUGGUUCCACUUCUACGGUUCUAUCGUCAAGCCUACCCGCGAUAUGGACCUUGCACUGGACGACGGCCACGAGGUCGAUGUCUCUGCUCAUGUCAAGGCUUUGUUGGGGGUCCUGGACCAGUUCCUUCAGGCAUCCACAGUCGGAGACUUUUUGCCUCGCAUGGAUCUUUUGACGUCUUUCCAUCGUCAUCUCCAGAUCCGUGGCGACCUCACUCUCGCCGAGCGUCGUCAGCGCCACAAGCAAGGUACUCUGGAGGUUGUUCACGAUGCUGUCGCCUCCAAGGUUGCGGAUGCCAUCUGGAACGUUCACCAGUACUACAUGCAGUUUACUGAGAAUGUCGAGACCUAUGUCGCGACUUUGAAGAAGCCCAUCGAGAAGGAGAUGAAGGAGCACGUCAAGAUUGCCAGCUGGAAGGACACCAACAUCCACGCUCUCAAGGCCAGUGCUCUCAAGACCCAUCGCCGUCUCAACAAGUUGUUGCGAAAGUAUAGAGACAUCCUCAGGAAGCCCUUGACCGACAUCAUCAACGCCUACAAGUCGGAGACGCCUGUCGUUCACGCCAACAAGAAGGGACAGGUGUUCGAGAUCAUUCAGCCCAACACUGACAUUUGGAUCACCAAGACCAACAUGUUGACCGAUGUCCCCGAAUCGGCCCGCAAGGUUUUGGAGAACUCUAUUUCUCCCAGCACAAGCGAGACGCUCCUCAACUUGGCCACCACUUUUGGUCGUCUUAAGAAGAUUGCCUCCAAGAGCAUUGUUCUCCCCAGCUCCGACAGCGAACCCUUGGAAGAGCUUUGUGGCGACAUUAUCCAGCAGAUUGAGGACUUCCAGAAGGACACCCCCUCCAAGAUGACCGAGGAGAACAAGAGCCAGCUCAAGAACUUGAAGUCCAUCCGCAAGCGUGCUUUGGUCGACUUGUUGAAGCUCUUGCAGAGACUCGGUCUGAACCGCCAUCGCAUGGUUCGCCUCGAGGAGGACCUUUUGGGAUAUGUCUUCCACCUGCCACCUACCGAGAUCCAGGACAUCGAGGCCCAGGCCAAAUUGGACGACAACGUCAUCCCUGCCAGCUCCCAAGUGGCCCAGCUCUGGAAGAAGUCUGACGAUUACUUCUACAGGAUCGUCGCCCGUAUGAUGCAGCUCCGUGCCCUCUCCCAGCAGCCUCCCAAGGAUAUCACUGUGGUUGAGGCCGAGAAGGGUCGCGGUUACACUGAGCAUCUCGUCAACCUCGUUAUUGAGCAACGCCAGGAGCUCCAGUCGAUGAAGACCGCUAUGGACACUAUCCGUGGAGUCGCUGCCCAGUUUGAGGCCAUCUUUGGCCUGCCCAAGGACAAGUCCGUCUCCCUCAAUGGAAGCGGUGUACAGGGACUAAUUCAGCACAAGGCCGCCUUGGAUAAGCUCCUCGAUGUCUUUGGCGACUCUUUGCUCGUCUUUGAGGCCGUUGUCCGCCACUCGACCUCGACGGUCCGUGGUCAGAUGUUGACCCUGAUGCAGUCUUCCUUUGCCAAGGCCAAGGCUCUCAAGCUCGCUUCCGAUAAGAUCAUCGGUCAGUGGUUCCUUAACCCCCAGGUCGCUGGAGGUGUUUCCCCUAUCCUCGCCAGCUCGACCCUCGAAGCCCUGUCCCAGAGCCUGGAUGCUGUUCAUGAUAUUGAGCAGACCUUGACGACCGUUUUGGAACAGAUGCCCGAAACCCACUGCAUCAUUGCUCCUCUUCUCUGCCAGAUUUCCGAGUCCUUCCCAAGCCAAUGGUUGUUUGACCAGCCUGUUGAAGCCGAACUGACCUUGGAAGGCAACGAGCCUGUCCGCCAGCUCGUCCAGGAGAUUAACGACGAAAUUGAUGGAUGCCUGACCUUUGUUCUUUUGAGGGUUCAGGAUCUGAGCAAGAAGGCCAAGGCCGCCGCCGCCGCCGCUGCUGCUGCCACUACUGCCGCCCCAGGUGCAGAGGAUGCUACCGCCGAGAAGACUGAGGAUGAGGACGACGAGAAGGACGAGUACGGCAUGCCCGAAAAGUUCAUCACGACCGAGAACAAGAAGUUCGUCGCCAUGCACCGUGCCCUGAACAUGGAGUCGAUCAUCCGCCGUACCCAGUCGAUCAACCAAAAGAUCCAGCAGUUGGUCCAGCACCAUGCUCAGCACUCGGGCGCCCUUCGUCCCGAACACCGUGCCGCUGCCGAAGCCAUGGUCACGUUGCGACUCCAAGAGCUCUACCCAUUCAUCCAGCAGUAUCUGUUCCUGGCCCAACACCACCUCUUCCACUUUGUCCAGUACCACAAGACUAUCAACAAGCUGACCUAUGUCCUCUGCAACACCUUCUCGAUCCUCUUCAGCAAGGGCUUCUGCAUUCCAGAGAUGGAGCAGGAGAUGAAGGAGGGCGAGGAGGAGAGCAAUGUUGCAGGCACUGGUAUCGGCGAUGGUGAGGGUGGAAAGGAUGUCAGUGACGAGAUUGAGGAUGAAGAACAGGUCCUUGGUACUCAGAACGACAAGAAGCAGGACGAGGAUGAUAAGAAGGAGACCGAGGAAGAAGACAAGGGUAUCGAGAUGGAGAACGACUUUGAAGGCAACAUGGAGGAUGUCGAGCCCAGUUCUGAUCAGGAUGACGAUGAUGAGGACGAGGAUGAAGAAGACAAGGAGGAUCCUGAUGAGGCCAUUGGCGAUGUCGACGACGAUAACCCCGAGGCCAUCGAUGAAAAGAUGUGGGGAGACGAUGAGGCCGAGGACGCGCGCGAUAACGACAAGAUGAUUGACGAGGACAAGUCUACGGAGAACAACGAACAAGAGUCGGAUAUGGUUGCCAAGGACGAGGAAGACUCGGGCAAGAAAGACGACAAGAAGAAAAACAAGAAGGAGGAGAAGAAGGAGCAAGGCAAGGAUGACGAGCAGGCUGAGGCUCAGGAGGGUGGCGACGAAGAAAAUAACGACGAGGCACCCCAGGAGGACGACGAUGCUGAGGAAGAGGAGUUCGAGGAUCACAACGAUGAGGAAUCCGCCGAGCACAAACCCGACGACCAACAGCAAGUCGAGAUUCCCGAGGCCGAGACUCUGGAAUUACCUGACGACCUGAACCUUGACGGAGACGAAAAGGAGGGUGACGAUGGCGAUGAUGAGGGUCCAGAUGAUGAGCCCUUCCAGGACCAGAUGGACGUUGAAGAACAGUCGUCGAAGGACAAGAAGGAGGAUGGAGGUGACGAUGAAGAGGAUGAUGAGGAAGCCGAGAAGGAGGGUCAAGAGACCGCUUCUGGCGAGAAGCCUGAGGAUGAGGAGAUGGAGGGUCCAGAAGAUGAGGACUCUGAGAUGGCCGAGCCACCAGUUACUGGCGACGAGGAGAAGGAAGGCGAGGAGAAGGAGGAGGAAGAGGAUGAUGAGGAAUCUCGCGACGACUCUCGCCAGCGCCCCAACGAGGAGGCUCGAUCGAAGAUGGAGGAGAACAAGCAGGAAGAGGACGAGGACGAGGAGGAGGAGGACGACGUCAAGGCUUCUGAGCAGGAAGAACAGCCUGAUCAGGAUGCUGAGGCGAAGCAGGAGUUUGGUGUCGAAGGCGAGCAGGGCAAGGCGAACUCGAGCGAAAACCCCAAGGCUGAGGACGAAAGCCAGCGUUCCAUGGAGAGUGCCCCAACUUCGUCCAAGUCAGACCCCAACAUGGACGAUCAGCAGGAUCAGCAGAACAAGCCCCAGGAACGUGGCGACGAUUCGCAGAAGGAGAGCCGGCCCUCGAAUGAAGACAACAACGAGAAGCCCAAGAAGCGGGAGACCAACCCUCAUCGAUCCUUGGCCGAGGCUCUCAAGAACUGGAAGCAGAAGUUGCAGGAUCUGACUGACCCCGAUGAGGAGGAAGAGGCGGAUGAGGAGAAGCCCGCAGAAGAAAAGUCGAACGAUGAGGAGCAGAAGGAAGGAGAGGAGAUGGAGGUCGAUGAGGACCAAGCAUUCGAAUACCUCCAGAACGACGACGAGGCUCACGAUAUGGAGACCAUGGGCAACGCCAACGAGCAGCAGAUGCAAGAUCGCAACAAGGAUCUGGCUGCCAUUGACGAGGAGCAGACGAAGGAGGACGAGAAGGACGACAAAGUUGCAGACAUGGAUGUCGAUCCUCAGGAGGAAGACGUCAACAUGGAUGAGGGUCCCGAAGACCAGAAGCCUAAGGUCGAUGAGGAGGCGAUGGAGGAGGCCAAGCCCGAGAACUCAGCCGGCGCAUUCUUCUCUCAACGCAUGGACAAGCGCAAGGAGAACAAGGACGAUGCAGAGGAUGAGAACGACGAGAUGAAGCGUGAUAAGGACCGUAUGUCUGACGCCCACGAGCCGCUCAAGCCCGAGGAAAUCGAGCAGUUGCGCCAACAAUUGGAGGUGUCGCUCGGCGACUGGCGUUCGACCGGCAGGGAUCCCAAGGACGCACAGGCUCUCUGGCAAAAGUACGACAACCUCACUCAGGACCUCGCCCUCGGUCUUUGCGAGCAGCUGCGUUUGAUUCUGGAGCCCACUCAGGCAACCAAGCUGAAGGGAGACUACCGUACCGGAAAGCGCCUGAACAUGAAGAAGAUCAUUCCCUACAUUGCGUCUCAGUUCAAGAAGGACAAGAUCUGGCUCCGCCGCACCAAGCCCUCCAAGCGCCAGUACCAGGUCAUGAUCGCCAUCGAUGACUCGACGUCCAUGUCGGAGUCUCACUCUGUCCAGCUUGCCUAUGAGGCCCUUGCUUUGAUCUCAAAGGCGCUCUCCCAGCUUGAGGUCGGUGAGAUCGGUAUCAUGUCCUUUGGAGAGCGUGUUGACCUUCUUCACCCGUUCGACCAACCCUUCACCGGUGAGGCAGGAGCCAAGGUCCUGCAGCGGUUCGGAUUCGACCAGUCCAAGACCAAAGUCAAGGAUAUGAUGGAGUCGUCUAUUGCGCUUUUGCAGCAUGCCAAGAUGAACCAGUCUGGAGCAUCUCGGUCGCAGGAGUUGUGGCAGCUGCAGAUCAUUAUCUCGGACGGUAUCUGCGAGAGCCACGAGACAUUGAAGGCAUUGGUCCGCCAGGCUGCAGAGCAGCAGAUCAUGCUGAUCUUUAUCAUCCUCGACAACAAGCCCGAGAAGGAGUCGAUCAUGAAGAUGACGACUGCCAGCUUCACGUCGGUGAAUGGCAUGCCCAAGUUGUCGCUGAACCCUUACCUCGAGACGUUCCCCUUCGACUACUACGUCGUCCUGCAGAACAUCAACAGUCUGCCCGAGACCCUUGCUGAUGCCCUUCGUCAGUACUUUAGCUUCAUCUCGUCUUAA